Molecule: messenger RNA, 3967 nt
Organism: Monopterus albus (swamp eel)
Lineage: Eukaryota; Metazoa; Chordata; Actinopteri; Synbranchiformes; Synbranchidae
Gene: suz12b
Product: SUZ12 polycomb repressive complex 2 subunit b
Exons: 17
Coding region: 313-2394 (693 amino acids)
Cellular component (GO): nucleus; ESC/E(Z) complex; RSC-type complex
Molecular function (GO): chromatin DNA binding
Source: RefSeq, a predicted model, not a curated record
GUCUCCCAUUGGCUGCUAACUGACUAAUACUCUGUUGUUCUGUACAAAUCGAAGGAAACCACACUGACAAUAAAUUACAGCUAGGUAAUUAAUAAUUUGGUCCAAAAUACUCAAACCAUCUCCGAUAUUAAUAUAUAUUUAUGACAGGUGUAUACGGCGGCAGCCUGAGGCGUACGGAGGUGUGUUUUGUAGUAAACCAUGCUAGCACUGCUAGCUAACUAGCCAGCGUUUCGUUACCUCCUCUUCAUCUUCAUGGGUUUCUGCUGUUGAGUCUGCCAGGCCUGUGCUGGAGGCAGCGAGGCUAACAAAUUAAUGCCAUCAGCCAGGAACUCAGGACAUAUUAUGAGCGGGGCGAGUUGCAAAGCUAACGGUGCUGUGUACCCCGCUUCAUCAGAAAUGAUGAACUCGGUGAAGAAGCCGAAGAUGGAGCAGAUUCAGGCCGACCAUGAGCUGUUCCUACAGGCCUUUGAAAAACCCACUCAGAUAUACAGAUUUCUCCGCACAAGGAACUUGAUUGCACCCAUCUUUUUGCACAGGUCCCUCACCUUCAUGUCUCACAGAAAUGGUAGAACAAAUGCCAGAAGGAAAACAUUCAAGGUGGAUGAUAUGUUGCAGACAGUAGAGAAGAUGAAGGGAGAGCAGGAUUCUUCAAGUAUGUCUUCACAUCUGCAGUUAACCUUCACGGGGUUCUUCCAUAAGGAUGAAAAGCCAUCUCAGAAUUCAGAGAAUGAACAAAAUUCUGUGUCCUUAGAGGUGCUACUCGUCAAAGUCUGCCAUAAAAAACGCAAGGAUGUCAGCUGCCCGAUAAAGCAAGUGCCUACAGGUAAAAAGCAGGUGCCUUUGAACCCUGACAGUAACCAAACCAAGCCUGGCUCCUACCCUUCCUUACUGGUCUCCAGCAAUGAGUUUGAGCCCAGCAACAGCCACAUGGUGAAGUCCUAUUCACUCCUGUUCAGGGUGUCACACACAGGGAGGAGGGAAGCCAACGGUCUGGUUAACGGAGAGGCCAAUGAGAACAUUGAUGUAACAGAUACUCCCAGUAGAAAAAAGAGAAGUUCAUCCCAUAGAGAGGAGGGCGACACCACGGAGACAUAUGUUGCACAAAUGACUGUCUUUGAUAAGAACAGGAGGUUGCAGCUGCUGGAUGGGGAGUAUGAAGUGUCGAUGCAAGGCAUGGAGGAUAGCCCUGUGAGCAAGAAGCGAGCCACGUGGGAAACCAUUCCGGAUGGGAAGAGACUGCCACCAUUUGACACAUUUUCUCAGGGACCCACAUUGCAGUUCACACUGCGUUGGACAGGUGAUGCCAGCGGAAAGUCUACCGCCCCUGUGGCCAAACCCCUUGCUACCCGCAACUCUGACAGCUCCAGCCCCAUGGAGACCAGGACCAGCAACCACAGAGCUGCCCUCAUGACAGUGAAAGAGUCAGUCAGCACAGACAUUCAGACGAGGAAAGAGCAGGUUCCAUGUGAGCCGCGGCAGAAGCUACGUAUAUUUUAUCAGUUCUUGUACAACAACAACACACGGCAGCAGACGGAGGCGAGAGAUGAUCUUCACUGCCCCUGGUGCACCCUGAACUGCAGCAAACUCUACAGCCUCCUCAAACACCUCAAACUCUCCCACUCCCGCUUCAUCUUCAACUAUGUGCCUCACCCCAAAGGUGCGAGGAUAGACGUGUCCAUCAAUGAAUGCUAUGACGGUUCGUACGUCGGUAACCCUCAGGACAUCCACAGCCAGCCAGGCUUUGCUUUCAGCCGCAACGGCCCAGUCAAGAGGACUGCUGUCACUCACAUACUGGUUAGCAGGCCCAAGAGGACCAAACCAAGUCUAUCAGAGUUCCUGGAGUCUGAGGACGGAGAGUUAGAGCAACAAAGGACCUACGUCAGUGGGCACAACCGCCUCUACUUCCAUAGUGACAGCUGCAUGCCCCUGCGGCCCCAGGAGAUGGAUGUGGAUAGUGAGGACGAGAGAGAUCCAGAAUGGCUCAGAGAGAAGACGGCCACGCAACUGGAUGAGUUCACAGAUGUCAAUGAGGGAGAGAAGGAGGUGAUGAAGCUGUGGAACCUGCAUGUCAUGAAGCAUGGUUUCAUAGCAGACAACCAGAUGAACCAGGCCAUCAUGCUUUUUGUGGAGAACAGCGGUGCUCACAUCAUCCGCCGUAAACUCUGCCGCAACUUCCUCCUACAUCUCGUCAGCAUGCAUGACUUCAACCUGGUGAGCACAGUCACCAUAGACCGUGCCAUGGCCCGUCUGCGACAGAUUCAAGAAGAGCUGCCAGACACCGAGGAGGAGCAGCAGGACCAGAAUCUGAUACCAGCAGGAGCUUGCAAUGGCAACGCUGUCAUCUCCAGUGGGGGGAAGCAGGGCAAGAGAACAAAAAGUGCGCUAACGGACUGAUACAGGCUGGACAGAUUGACGGAACAAUGAUUAUCGUCUUGUUCUUUUGUUUGUUAGUUGUUUUUUUUUUCUUUGUUUAAUGAACAUUACCAACCCUCUGGUGCUUAGAUAGGUGGGAGCAGUGGUCAAUGGAGGAUGUGACCUGAAGCAGAUCAAUAAACAAGGUAAACAAGUUUUUGGAACUUGAGAACUGAACCAAAUAUGAACAAUAUAAAUAUGAAUCACCCACAACUACACAAGCCAGAUGUUUGAAGACUGGAUGAUGCAAGUCGAACCUACCUAAGAUGAAUUUUGUAGGGGCAACUGAUGUAUCUGUGCUUGGGUGAGAGUGAACAAGUUGAGAAUCUUCUAAUGCGACUGCCUUUGGUAUGUCCUUGAUACAUUCAACUGUACUGAGACUACAGUUAAAACUGUUCUGGCAACAUUGUCACUGAUAGUUGUGUACACACAAUAAUCUUCUUGGAAAAAUCGUAUCAUUUUAGCUGAUUAUUUUAGCACUUGGUGUUUGUGUUUAGAAAGCUGACCAUGAACUUCUUUUCUCUUUGUUUAAAUUUCCCUUGCGCCAAAUGUUAAACGCAGCUUUUUCACUGUCAUCAGUGGAGAAACGUUAGCAAGUUUGAUUUCACUAUUGUGAAUUACAUUUAAUUUAAAGGGUCACACAAUUAAGAGAACAUCACAGUAAAAAUUUACACUUGGCAUUGAUGCUUAGAGUAUAUAAAGUUUGUGGUAGGACUACACAAAUGGAUCAUGGGUUUUACUGGUAGGUUGCCAUAACAACAGUGUUGAUGCUAUAGUGUAAGGUUGGGUCUUGGACGAGGAUAAAUUCAGAUUUUAGGUCCAGGCUAAAACUCUUAAUUACCCCAUAAGCCUGUGGCCUGCGUUGAUAAUAGCUCAAGAAAACCCAGGGAAUUAACUGUUCAGAAAAUGUUUUAUUUUUCUUUAAUGUUUUACACACAAAAAAAAAAAAUACCAGCAGUGCAUCAGCCCGUAUAUGGUGUAUAGCAUCAAAGAUAUAAAAGCCAACAGCUUUCUGGUGGUGCAGUCACCUGUAGUCAUUUUUUAAUGAGUUCUGAAUAUCAGUAACUGACUGACAUCUGUAUAAUCACACCACACUGUGCCCCAUUCUGAAUCCAAUAAUUAACAGACUGCAGAUCUCCUGUCAAAGCAAUAUGCUGUUUAUUGGAUGGUUAGUUUUCAGGUCCCAUUAAGUUCUGUUAGGUGCAGUUUAUGCCAAAGGAGAGGGAGAAUAUUUUCAACAGUUCUGUAUAUUUAGUGUCUUUUUCUUUUGUUCAUUCCAUAAGUUGUUUUUUUUUUUUGAAAAGCAGUAGUUUUCUAGUGUGCACAUAAACUAGACCAUAAUCACAGACCAUGCAUAGUUUCAUUAACCUUUGCUGGUGGACGCCCUGUUAACAGUGUGUUUUCUCCCUCCAUUAUUCAUGGUGGGUUUUUGUAUUCAUCUGGAAAAAGGGACACAUUCGCCAUUAUUGUCAAAAUACCCUGUUAAAAACUGUAAACUGUACACUCUGGCUAAGGGUAUUUUUAUAUUUAAAGAAAUAAAUUGCAUUUGACCGUA